Molecule: messenger RNA, 2528 nt
Organism: Carcharodon carcharias (great white shark)
Lineage: Eukaryota; Metazoa; Chordata; Chondrichthyes; Lamniformes; Lamnidae
Gene: sdf4
Product: stromal cell derived factor 4
Exons: 6
Coding region: 273-1400 (375 amino acids)
Biological process (GO): calcium-ion regulated exocytosis
Cellular component (GO): endoplasmic reticulum
Molecular function (GO): calcium ion binding
Source: RefSeq, a predicted model, not a curated record
CUGAAGUCAGAUCUUGUUCAGCAGUUCUUCCAAUGGGUUAUUUAUUUUAAUCACCCGGCUCGGCUUCCUGUUCCCAAUCCUUUUGUAUUGCAGGUUUUCACGUGUAAGAGCGGCUGAAAUAUCUGGGACAGCCACGUGUACAAAAGAGUCAGGUUGUGGGGACACGAACACAUUCUCUCUCUCCCCCAGUUAAUUCCAGGAGGGGGGUGAAUCUCUCUGUGUCAAGGCUGAUAUGACAGGUACCUGAAAAUUGACGCAGUUUGUGACAGUGCAUGUUGAUUUCGGCCCUUGUUACUUCCUCGCUCACACCCACACACACACUGAGGAUGACCUCGGUCAAGUCGGUCCUGGGCGUCUUCGCCAGCCUUUACUUAGGCUCCUUGUGUGUCUUCUUGCUGGUCGCUGUUUACGCCCGGCCCGCCAACAACUCGGCCAUCAAGAAGGAAAAGUCGAGCAUCAGCAAGGACGAGAACGAGAUCCAGCCGCCGAACCACCUGAACGGCCUCAAACUGGAGAAAGGAGGUGUCUUGAACAAGGAUUUUCACCAGGAAGUCUUCCUUGGCAAAGAGAUGGAGGAGUUUGAGGAGGACUCGGAGCCCAUAAGAAACAGAAAGAAGCUGAUUGGCAUAUUUGAAAAGGUUGAUGUCAAUGUUGACAAGAAAAUUAGUGCAAGCGAGAUGCAAAGAUGGAUUAUGGAAAAGACCGAGGAGCAUUUCCAACAGGCCAAUGAGGAGAACAAACUACACUUCAAAGCCGUAGAUCCUGAUGGAAAUGGUCAAGUGUCCUGGGAUGAGUAUCGAAUCAAGUUUCUGGCAAGCAAGGGGUUUAAUGAGAAAGAGGUGGCAGAGAAAAUCAAAAAUAACGAGGAACUGAAGAUUGAUGAAGAAACUCAGGAAGUCCUGGAUAACCUGAAAGAUCGGUGGUUUCAGGCUGAUGAACCUCCAGCAGACCAUCUCCUGAAUGAAGAGGAAUUCUUGGCUUUUCUUCACCCAGAACACAGCCGUGGAAUGCUCAAAUUCAUGGUGAAGGAGAUUAUCCGUGAUUUAGAUCAAGAUGGAGACAAAAGGUUGACAGUAUCAGAGUUCAUUUCGUUGCCAGUCGGCACAGUGGAAAACCAAGAGGCUCAAGAUGUUGAUGAUGAUUGGGUCAAAGAAAGAAGAAAGGAGUUUGAGGAGGUUAUUGAUGCUGAUCGAAAUGGCAUCGUCACAAUGGAAGAGCUGGAGGAAUACAUGGAUCCCAUGAACGAAUACAGUGCCCUGAAUGAGGCUAAGCAGAUGAUAGCUGUUGCAGAUGAGAACCAGGACCACUAUCUUGAACUGGAAGAAAUCCUGAAAUACAGCGAGUACUUCACAGGAAGUAAACUGAUGAAUUAUGCUCAGAGCGUACAUGAAGAAUUCUGAAGAGUGAGGAGCCCCUAUCAAAAUCAUAUACUUGGAAUCUCUUAAGCUGUAUCAACCAGAAAUGUUGCUUAACAAAACAAAAUGCUAUUUGUAAUACUGCUGUUUGUAUCCUGUGUGUGUACAAUUUUCCCAACUGUUUGAGACAGCUCCUUAACCUUAAAGCAGUAAGACCACUUUAUUGCUUUGUUUAAAAUCUCGUAUCAAAGAAAAGGCCAAAACAGCCCCUGCUUUAAUGCUAUAAUUUUUGAUGGGCCGCAAAGUGAGAUUGAUGGAGCAGUGUUCAGGGAGCAAUGAGUAUGACUGCACUAUGCAUCACUGGGCCAUGCUGGUCCACAGAGGACUCUUGCUGCACCAUGUCUAGCUUAUACUUAUCUUCAAGAUGAGCAUGUUACCACUGGCACAUUGUUGCUUAAAUGGAAUGUGAAACACCACUAGGCUGUGCUGAAGAGCUUCUAGCUCAUCCUGCAAUCAGAAAGGGUACUGCUGUCUGUAACCAGGACUCAGUUGUUUAAUUACUUGGUACCACAUGUCCCAUUAAUGGUCAAAAAUCUUAGUUUUCUUUAAAAGCUACCUGGCAGCUCCAGUUUGUUGACACACAAUGUGGAUCUGCUAAGACUCACCUCAAAGGUGUCUAGAAGCCAAUACAGCAGCAUCUGCUAAGAGUGUGAGACUUCUAACCAUGAUCACUAACUAAAGUGUUUUGAAAUAGCCCAUAGACAUGCUACAUGGGAUUUUCUCCUGAUUUCCAUGGCAUGUGUUCAUAAUGACGGUCAAUUAUUUGGGCUGAAAGAGUGUUUCCCUGCUCAGCCAGUUGGUUUGUUACAUCUUUGAAAGUGCAAAAAUAGUGUAAGUGCAAAAGAGCAAAUUUAAUCCAGUUGUGGACGCAGGAUUCUUUAAUUCUGUUUCUAGAAUUCUGGCUUUAUGUGUGUGAUUACUACACCACAGAUUUACGUGAAUAAGCAAAAGAAUUGUCUCCCGAUCGAAAAAUGUACACAGCUCGAGUCAUUUUGUUUUAAGCUCAUUUGCCAUAAAGAGGCACUGCAGAACACUGCCAGAUUGCAAUUAAGAAAUAAAAACAAAAAAACUGCGGAUGCUGGAAAUCCAAAACAAAAACAGAAUUACCUGGAA